AUGAAAAAGCGUAAUGGAGGCCAGAUAUAUCCAACUAAUGGAGUGGCCCAGUUUGGAGAAAAAGACUUGCCACUCACUUCUGUUCUUGAAGUUGGUGUCGUGCAAAAACCAGCAUCAGAUGUCAGCGCGGCUGAUGCCGAACCUUCCGAUCCUGACAACAGCGAGGCCGGCAAGAACCGAUCCACAGUCAUCAAGGGUUUGAAUCUGGAGGAUGCUUCAGUGAACCUUACUGCAUCCACAACUUCGGUAGCCGAGGAGUCGGCUGCAGAAUCAGAAGCUCAGGCCGCAAAUAUCGGCAAUGAGCGAAUCUUAGAUAAUAACAGUGAUGUAAGAGUAGGACCAGUUUCUCAGCCUUCAGCUGAGUCGCAGAAAGCUCUAUCAGUUGUCCCGGCUUGUGUUGCGAGUACGUUGACUACUAAUAGCGCCGUUGCCCUCGACGAUAAAGCUAAUGCGCCUGUCAACAGGGCUGAUGUAGUCAACGUUAACACUGAAUGUGUUUUAGAUUUAAUUUCUAAGCCUAACAAAGUUCCUAGUGUAAGGAGUGCAGCAUCUGGUUUAGCAAUAAGUUCUGUUUAUUCGUUGAGUGUUCAUUCUUCCAGUGAUUCUACUAAUGGUCGCACCAUGUUUACGAAAGCGUCUCGAAAGCAAUACUUUUCUUUAUCGACUGACAGUUCCAACGACUGUGAUGACGAUCAUGUCGCAUUUAACCGGCCUUCCAUGAUCACUCAAAAUUUUUCUGAAAGUGUGAGUGAUGACGGAAGUAUGCUGUCUAAUGCCACAUCAAACGAACAAGCCAAGACAAGAUGUAAAACCAAAUCAGACUCCGACUUAAAAACACACAACAGGGUAAGCGGAAACGACGUAGUACGCAGUAAAAUUUCUGCUAUUAAUUCUUCGACUGCUGAUGAAAGUGAUGCACCUGCGAAUUCGAAAGCCAAUUUGCGUUGUCCAGAAAACAAUCCUGAUAAAGAAUGUGGCGAUACCGUUCUUUUCUCGAAACCAGAUGAAUCUAUCCAGUGUUCGAAACUUAGUCUCAAUCAAACUACUGCAUCGUCGACAAGUGAGACUACUGCAGUUGAAGUAAAUCCUGAACGCGCUAUCGAAUCUGCUUCAGGUACAGAGGCCUCCACAGCAAAUAGCAAACUUAGCAAAUUUGCUGAAUUCCCUGAUAAUCCCAGCUCUGGCUCUGACGGAAAAACGUAUGAUAGUGGAAAUCACGAUAAACUCGUGUUAGUAGACGUUCCUAUGAUUUCAGAUGCUGCAUCGGAUGAUAUGUCCGAGGGAGUCAAGUCCUCAGGCCGUGUCAAAUAUAUAACCGAAAAGAAAGACAAUUUCCAAGGAACUAAAGGUAGAUCUGAUGACUCUAUACGCAAGACAGCAAACCUGCGUGGGAUCGUUCCAGUAACACGUGUGGUGAGUGCAUCUCAAUUCGCAUCAGAGGCCCGACUAACUAAAUGUAUCGUCAGACUUAAACUUCUCAAAAAAUCCCAAAUGGAAAGUGCUGUGAAUGCAAGCACUGUUGCCGCCACAGAGAAAUUUCUCAGUAGUGAUAAUUUCGGAGGUUCCUCUUGUGCCAGUAGUGCACAGAGACAUACUCUUCUUGGGCUCACUGACGUUCAGAAGCAACUUGAUGUUACACCCAAAGACAUGAAGAAGCAUGCCGAGGUUCUUGAGGAGGGGUCUGCUGAGGCUCUUGAUCAGGGGUCUACUGGAGCACUUAAGGAGGGGUCUGCUGAGGCUCUUGCGGAGGAGUCUGAUGAGGGGCCCUCUGAGGCUCUUGAUAAGGGGCCUGUUGAAUUUUCUUCUCCAGUCACCCCUGAUACGAAAGCAAAGUCGCCUCUAUCGCCCAAAUCAAUUUCAGUGAAUGAGCCUCCAGUGUCAUCGCAGAGUCUUGACAUUGGAAAAUCUGUUGCUCAGCGUGAGAAAAUAAAUAAUAAUUCUCGAAAAAGUUCAAUGUCUGCUGAUAACUUUACAUCUGAGGCCGCUGCACAACAAUCAGACCUUCCGGUGAAUAUUUUGCCUGCUACCUCAGUGAAUGACGAUCACUUAGAGCAAUCGGGCGAGAACCUUUCGAGUUCGCCUUCACUUUCUGAUGAGGUUUGCCAUGCAACUGGAGUGGCGUCGGAAAACUCUGAUGUUGAAGAAACUAAUGGAGCUGCAAAGCCUGACUCUGAAGCUAGCAGCAAAAAUGAUAUUUCGAAAACUAAGCAAGAUGCCGUUAACAACGACCAAGGACUUGGUGAAUGCAAUGAUGAUCAAGCAGAGGUUAGUGCUAAUCAACAUGUAUCCUCUGAAAUUCCUCACGCGGAUCAUGACCGCCAAUCGAUCACCAUGCCAGUCGAUCUUUCUAGUACUGAGCUGGGUCCUCAAGUAAAACAAUUAAACGUUGAACUUUGUGGUCCUAGUGAUACUGGAAAACUUCUUGAGAGCGUCACUUCAGUGAAAAGUAAAUACUCUAGUAAGAACCGUCCUCUCAAACGAACAGAAAAGGCCGAUCUCCUGGCCUCUACCCAUGUUAUGCCGGACCGACCUCAUGGUGACUCAAAGUCCACAUCGAGCGCUAGUUCUGAUGUUCCUGCUGCCUCGUUGAUUGAGAAACGUUGUACAACUGUCGAAGAGGCUUCAUCUUCAACUACUAAAAUUUCCGAAAGAAAUGACGCCGCUAGCAACUCUUUAGCUGAAAGUAAUGACCAGCUUCUUAUUCUAAAUUCUUCUAAUAAGGUCUUGGUAGUCGAAUCCUCGGCUAAUAAUAAUGUACCCGUGAACUCAUUAUUAACCGAGAAUGUUAUCGCAUCAAAGCCAGUCCCAAAAAGCAAGUGGGUCUUAGGUUCAUUCCUUACUGCGAAAAACAGCCAGUCUUCUGUCUCAAAAGCUGGCGCUAGUCCACAAGCUCCAGCUAAUGAUCAUUCUAUUGUCGCUACCCUGUCAUCCUCUAAUGAAGCGUCAGUAUCUGCCAACAUUGCAAAUACACCACGUAAAACUCUGCAGCUAAAAGAUGAAAUGUCUGUAAAGGAAAUAGAUUCACAUAAGCUACUCCCCUCCCUCAACAAGGGAACUGGACGUGGCAACACUUCGAUAGGUUCCAUCAAGGAGGACGGUCAAAUGGCAAGUGCCCCGAGUGUCUGUAAACCUACAAACGCUGUCGAAUCCAAGAUUAAGACAUCGUUAUCCGUUUUAAAUUUCCGUGAUUUCUCGAAGAGAUUUGUUGCUAAGCUGAAACAAGAAGGCAACCCUGCUGCUGAAGCUAAUGGCGCCAUUGCCCAAGAGUGCAGAAUAGCCAACAAAAAACGACGGGCUGACAUAUCUAAGAACUCUUCAUUGAAGCGCAAUUCUAGCAAGGCUGUUGUAGGGGACAAUAACUUUAUUCAGUCUAAGAAGAUGAAAUCAGCUGUUCUUCCUACCCAACCAGAGACAAUGUCUUCCUUGAUAUUACCUGAAAAUCUUCCCGAUUCAACGGAACCAAAAAAUGAUACGGAUCAAAUCCCUAACCGCACCGCAGCGAACGUGAACGAAACUUUGGAAAGACAGGGCAGUUUAUCUAUACCCUCUGGUAAGAAAAUUAAAUUGUCGUCUUCAAUGGAAAUUUUUGAGGUAAAGAAGAAUUCAUCGGGAAAAAUAAAUGGCUCGUCAUUUUCUUCUGGAACCCCAUCAAAGUUAUCCGAGUCAAAAAACGCGCAGACUUCGCCCAAUACAAAAAGAAAAUCGUUAUCUAAAACACAUGGCCAAACAACUCGGUCGCGAACUACUAGUAACCAGUCAUCUUCAGAGACAAAGACACGGUUUUCGUUGUCGUCAACUAGAGAGCAGAAUGCGACUUCGAGCGCAACAGAUGUUGAGGCUAAGAAGUCUCAACUUGUGCUGGAUUCAAAACGACAAUCAUCCUUCGUACCGAGAAAAAAUUCGUCCCCUAAAAGAGAAGGCAAAUCAUCCAAUCAGAUAAAAGGCACACUUUCGUCUCAAAAAGAAGGCAUAGCUUCACCUCAAACAGAAUCUCAGCCUUCGCCUCUAACAGAAGGCAAUCCUAUGUCCCAAAACAGAGAUGUGCCAUCGUCUCGUGAAAAAGAAAAAUUAUCUUUACAAGGAAAAAACAAAUCGUCAUCUAACACCAAGAACACGUCAUCAUCUGAGACCAAGGAUAAGUCGUCAUCUGAGACGAAGGAUAAGUCAUCUGAGACCAAGGAUAAGUCGUCAUCUGAGACCAAGGAUAAGUCGUCAUCUGAGAAGAAGGAUAAGUCGUCAUCUGAGAAGAAGGAUAAGUCGUCAUCUGAGACCAAGGAUAAGUCGUCACCUGAGACGAAGGAUAAGUCGUCAUCUGAGACCAAGGAUAAGUCGUCAUCUGAGACGAAGGAUAAGUCGUCAUCUGAGACCAAGGAUAAGUCGUCAUCUGAGACCAAGGAUAAGUCGUCAUCUGAAACCGAGGUUAAGUCGUCAUCUGAGACCAAGGAUAAGUCGUCAUCUGAGAUCAAGGAUAAGUCAUCAUCUGAGACCAAGGAUAAGUCGUCAUCUGAGAUCAAGGGCAAGUCGUCAUCUGAGACCAAGGAUAAGUCGUCAUCUGAGAUCAAGGGCAAGUCGUCAUCUGUGACUAAGGAAAAUUCGUCAUCUGAUACCAAGGACAGGCCAUCGUAUGAGACAAAGGGCAAGUCCUCUGGGACCAAGAAUAAGUCCUGUGAGACUAAGAGCAAGUCGUCUGAAAUAAAAAAUGAUUCGCCUGAAACAAAAGACAAGUCGUCUGAAACAAAAAAUAAUUCGUCUGAAACAAAAGGCAAAUCGUCUGAAAUAAAAGACAAGUCGUCUGAAACAAAAGACAAGUCGUCUGAAACAAAAGACAAGUCGUCUGAAACAAAAGACAAGUCGUCUGAAACAAGAGACAAGUCGGCUGAAACAAAAGGCAAGUCGUCUGAAACAAAAGACAAGUUGCCUGAAACCAAAGACAAGUCGUCUGAAACCAAAGACAAGUCGUACAAGGCAAAACACUCAUUUGAAAGAAACAGUAAAUCGUCUGCGGUUAGCACUUUGUCGUCGGAAACAAAAAACAUACAUUCGUCCAACUCCAAAGAUACAUCGUUGGCUUUCAAAGACCCACCACCAUACUCAAAAGAUCGAGCUUCAUACUCUAAAAGUCGAGCAUCACACUCAAGGGAUCGAUCAUCACAUUCGAACAAUCGAUCACCACACUACUCAAAAGAUCGAACAUCACACUCAAAAAAUCGAUCAUCACACUCAAAAGAUCGAUCAUCACACUCUAAAGAUCGAUCAUCACACUCUAAAGAUCGAUCUUCCCGCUCAAAAGAUCGAUCUUCACACUCGAAAAAUCGAGCGACACACUCCAAAGAUCAAACGUCGCGCUCUAAAGAUCGAUUGUCACACUCAAUUGACCGAUCGUUACAUUCUACAGACAAAUCCACUUCUAAAGACGAGUCAUCUCAUUCCAACGACAAUUCUUCUCAUUCUAAAGAUAAAUUGCCCCAUCCUAAAGACAAGUCAUAUUCUAAAGACAGAUCAACUCAUUCUAAAGAAAAAUCGACACACAUUAAAGACAAGUCGUCUCAUUCUAAAGACAUGUCAUUAGAUUCUAAAGAUUGGUCCUCGGUUUCUUCUACUAAAGACAGCUCGAUUUCUUUGGGCGAUUGCUCCGCCUUAAGGUCCAGAGGGAUUGCUUCGGAAUGCGCCAAACCCGAUUCGCGAUCAAAUUUCAAGGAAAAAACGGGCACCGAAAAGAUUGUGUUCCGCUCUAAAUCUGUAUCGUUAAGUGGACCUCAUCCUGGAGCAAGUUCAAAAAUUUCAGGUGAACCUAAUGAUUCAACGGAAAUCUCUAGUGAUAGUGAUGUUUCGGAAUUAAUGGAAGACAAAUCUGCUAAAAAAUUGGGUGGACCGUCAGUCUUGAUCGACAUGUUGGUGGACAAGUCUAUUGGGUCGCUCACUGCCUCAAAUGUGAAAUGCGACAAAGAAAACCAGAAUCUACUUGACGAAAUAAUAAAUCAUAAAAAUAAGGGUGAUGACCUGAAAAAUCUUGCUCUUGAUCAGAAUUUGACGACAGACGCUGAAAAAACACAAACCGCUGUUCCAACUCUUGAGGCCAACUCAGAAACCCAAAACCGUUCUGUGGCUCCCUCCCAUCAUGCAUUUACUUCGGAGGAUAACCAGUCAAACAAGUUGCAUUUGGAUGAAAAGGCAACUGAGAAUGAAGAGGAAGCAGUUCGAAUGAGGAAUGAAUUUGGUGCCAUGCAGGCAUUACUUGGAAGUAAUACGGAGCAAUUGAAAUUUGGCGGUCUUUCAGGAACCAAGUCGUCUGAUUUGGAAACGAAAUUGCUUCGCUCCGAAAAACAACUGCCUGGUGAAAUUAACAAUCUUUCUGAAAAGGCGCCCGGCCUCGGAAAUUCGCCUAGACUUGAAAAUUUGUCUGUCCUUGACAAGUCACAUGGCCUUAUCAAGUCGACUUACCCUGACAAUUCACAUGACUCUAACAAGUCACUUGGCCUUUACAAGUCGCCUGGUUCUGACAAGCCGUCUGGCUCGGACAAGUCUACUGUCCCUGAGAAUUCACCUUGCCCUGACAAAUCAUCCUUCUCUUACAAGUCGCCUGGUUCCGACCACAAGUCGCCUGGUUCUGACCACAAGUCGCCUGGUUCUGACCAUAAGUCGCCUGGCUCUGACCACAAGUCGCCUGGCUCUGACCACAAGUCACCUGGUUCUGACCACGAGUCGCCUGGUUCUGACCAUAAGUCGCCUGGCUCUGACCACAAGUCGCCUGGCUCUGACCACGAGCUGUCUCUUAUACACAUCUAG
This is a messenger RNA of Hyalella azteca, 6786 nucleotides long. RefSeq names its product mucin-12-like. The transcript is spliced from 3 exons. Lineage: Eukaryota; Metazoa; Arthropoda; Malacostraca; Amphipoda; Hyalellidae. Bases 1 to 6786 code for a protein of 2261 amino acids. The record is from RefSeq and is a predicted model, not a curated record.